Molecule: messenger RNA, 4039 nt
Organism: Lagenorhynchus albirostris (white-beaked dolphin)
Lineage: Eukaryota; Metazoa; Chordata; Mammalia; Artiodactyla; Delphinidae
Gene: SEC31B
Product: SEC31 homolog B, COPII coat complex component
Biological process (GO): intracellular protein transport; COPII-coated vesicle cargo loading; endoplasmic reticulum organization
Cellular component (GO): COPII vesicle coat; endoplasmic reticulum exit site
Molecular function (GO): protein binding; structural molecule activity
Source: RefSeq, a predicted model, not a curated record
AUGAAGCUGAAGGAACUUGAGUGGCCAGCUGUCCCAGUGUGGAGCCCAGCUAGCCACUACUGUGUUUUCUUGUGCCUAGGAACAUCUGCCCAGCAGCUAGAUGCCUCCUUUAGUACAGAUGGCACAUUGGAAAUCUUUGAGGUUGAUUUCAGGGACCCCUCUCUGGACUUGAAAUGCAAGGGAGUCCUUUCUCCCUCCAGCAGGUUUCACAAGCUGAUCUGGGGGAGCUUUGGCAACGGGCUUCUGGAAGGCUCCGGGGUUAUUGCAGGCGGCAGGGAUGAUGGCAUGCUUACUCUAUACAAUGUGACCCACAUCCUGUCUUCGGGAAAGGAGCCUGUGAUUACCCAGAUGCAGAAGCACACGGGGGCUGUCAGAGCCCUUGACUUUAAUCCGUUCCAGGGCAACCUCCUGGCCUCAGGGGCCAAUGAUUCAGAAAUCUUCAUUUGGGAUUUGAAUAACCUGAGUGUGCCAAUGACCCCAGGAUCCAAGUCACAGCAGCCCCCAGAAGACAUCAAGGCACUCUCUUGGAACCGUCAGGUUCAACACAUUCUGCCUUCUGCUCACCCCAGCGGCAAGGCAGUCGUGUGGGAUCUCAGGAAGAAUGAACCUAUCAUCAAAGUCAGUGAUCACAGCAACAGGAUGCACUGCUCAGGCCUGGCCUGGCACCCAGACAUGGCCACCCAGUUGGUGCUAUGUUCAGAAGAUGAUCGUCUUCCAGUAAUUCAUCUGUGGGACUUGUGCUUUGCCUCCUCACCCCUGAAGGUGCUGGAGAGUCACAGCAGGGGGAUCCUGUCAGUGUCAUGGAGUCAGGCUGACGCUGAGCUAUUGCUCAGUAGUGCCAAGGACAACCAGAUCUUGUGCUGGAAACUGGAGAGCAGCGAGGUGGUGUAUAAGCUACCCACUGAUGCGCAGUGGUGCCCUUGGGACCCUCCAGUGUUCUCUGCUGCCUCCUUCGACGGCUGGAUCAGUUUAUACUCUGUGAUGGGUAGGAGCUGGGAAGUCCAGCAGAUGAGACAGGCUGACAAGAUCUCUUCUUCCUUUAGCAAAGUUCAGCAUCUCCCACCAUUGCAGGUGCCAGAGCAAGUGGCCCAAGCACCGUUGAUAUCUCCCCGAAAAAAACCCGAAUGGAUGAGAAGACCAGCAGGUGUCUCAUUUGCUUUUGGGGGGAAGCUGGUUACCUUUGGCCUCCUCAGCACCCCUGCCCAUCAGGUGCCACAGCCUUGCCUCCGCCUAGUCUUCAUCAGUCAGGUCACCACAGAACCUGAAUUCCUCAUGCUGCGGUCAGCUGAGCUGCAGAAGGGCCUGGGAUCAGGAAAUCUCCUGAAUUACUGUCAGAACAAGAUCCAGCAAGCAUCACUGCAAAGCGAAAAGAUGCUCUGGCAGUUCUUGAAAGUGGCCUUAGAGAAGGACUCCAGAAUGAAAUUCCUAAAACUAUUAGGAUACAAUAAAGAUGAACUUCAGAAGAAGGUGGCCACAUGGUUGAAGAGUGAUUUGGGGCUGGGUGAGAGCCCUCGGCCCAAGGGAGUUGACCUCAACAGUAACAGACAACAGGCCUUUUGCAUUCAGGUGCGGAGGAGGAGGAGCACAGGGAAUCUGUGCCAUUUAAGAAGUUUCUGUCUCUCUACAGACAUGCUGGGAACUCACAUGGAGCAGGAGGGUGGCAGGGCACUAACUUCUGAAGCCAGACUCUGUUACGUGUGCUCAGGAAGUGUGGAGUGGCUGGUGGAGUGCUGGGCAAAAUGCCCCCGGGCUUCAUCCCCCAUGGCUCUACAGGACCUGAUGGAGAAGGUGAUGGUCCCUAAUAGGAGCUUGAAGCUACUGCGGGGUGCUGAUGGGGUGAGCCCAGGCCCUGCCACAACCUACAGAAUCGCUCAGUAUGCCAACCUCCUGGCAGCCCAGGGCAGCCUGGUCACUGCCAUGAGCUACCUACCCAGUGACAGUGCUCAGCCACCAAUUCAGCAGCUGAGAGAUUGGCUUUUUCAUGCCCAGGGUUCUGGUGUCUUGGGCCAGCAGUCUCCCCCUUUCCCCUUUCCCCGGGUUAUUGUGGGAGCUGCUCCCCACUCUCAAGAGACAUCAUCUCCCAGACUGGGAUUCCAGUCUUCUCACCAAGUUCCAUCUCCAUCUCUAAGGCCAAGGAUUUUUACACCUCCGUCAUCACUUGUGAUGCCCUUGACACCUUCCCGUCCUAGCCCUUAUCAGGGCUCCAGAAUGCAGAAUACAAGUGACUACAGGCCAUCUGGGUUCCAGGAAGCCCAGUCUUUGCGUGGUCCCUGGGUAAGGCCUGCUUUAUCUCAGCCGCGGCUGUCAGGAGGGCAAAGGGUGCAAGCUCCUAACCCCGUGGGAUUCCCUGGAACAUGGCCUCUUCCUGGUCCACCCACGGCACCCCCAGACAUUAUGCAGGCUGGUUCUGCCUCCCUGCCUGAGACUCCUCGACGGCUCCCUCUGCUUCCUGUGAGAGCACCAGGCUUCAACCCUAUGAGCUCCCAGCCGCCAGCCCCUCCUGUCACCUUCUCUGCAGCACACCCUCCAGGAGGGCCAGGUGCUCCAUGCGCCGAUACCUUCCCAACCACUGGCAUCUUGACUCCUCAGCCAGGACCUCAAGAUUCCUUGGAAAAUGCUCCAGUGCCCAGGGGAAACCUCCAGAGGAAAGAGUUGCCAGAGACAUUCAUGCCCCCAGCACCAAUUACUGCUCCAGUUAUGUGCCUCACCCCUGAGCCACGAGGGGUCCUUUCCUCACAGCCUGCUGUCCCCAGUGUGAGUCAUGCUCCCCCUGGAGCCCCAGGAGAACUUAGCCUGUAGGUGACAGGAAUGCCACCUGCGAAGAUGGACAGGAAGGAGCUGCCCCCUGAACAUCAGUCCUUGAAUAUCAGCUUUGAGGCGCUUCUGCAGCGCUGCUCCCUGUCUGCCACUGACAUAAAGACAAAACGGAAGCUGGAUGAAGCAGCCCAGCGUCUAGAAUGUCUAUAUGAGAAGCUCUGCGAAGAGACACUCUCGCCUCCUGUCCUGGCUGGGCUCCACGAGGUUGCCCAAUGUGUGGACGCAGGACGCUUUGAGCGGGGCCUCGCUGUGCAUGCUCAGGUGGUGAGCUGCAGCAGCUUCAGCGAGGUCUCCAGUUUCAUGCCUGUCCUGAAGUCCGUCCUCACCAUCGCUUAUAAGCUACACAUCUAGACCAGGCAGCUCCUCUUGCCAGGAGGCCACUUCUACUUUACUUAACUCCUUCCUGCAGGAAAGGGGAAUUUCGGAACAGAUUCCGUUUGUUUUUCCUAGCCCUCUUCCCUUGCUGCCAGGUAUAUGAUGCUGUAGGCUUGGCUCCAAACAGGCAGAGUGCCUGCUCUCCACCCCUUUAUGCGUGGCCCUCUGGGAUCUGCUCAGGGCUCUCUCAGCCUGUUCUUCUUCACCUUCCCUAAAACUGUACUCCAACAGGGCCUGGUGCAGUGUGUCUUCUCCCCCAGGGAUAUUCUAAGUGGCUUCUGAGAGGGUGAGCAGGAUCGUUACUUCCAAGUCUACCUCGACUGUACCCAUCUUGUGGGUCUUUUGUCUUUCCCCUUCUGUGGGUUAUGAGCCUGACUUUACCUUUUCCUUGCCUCUGACUUCAUAUUUCCAGGUUCAUACUUCUCUGAGCCACAGAGGCUGGGGUAGAGUUGACUGCCGUUCACCCUUUGAACAAGUCAUACACGUGAGGGAUGGGUGCUGAGCACAACGAAGAGAAGGAACUCAGACCCUUUUCAGAAGGGACCUCUCAACUGCCAGCAUUGUUAAGGGUGGGCUAGGUGAGGUGGAGGGUGGAUGGGAUACCUUUUGCUGAGAGCUGUCUUAGGCUAUGGGAUAGGAGCAGAGGGACCACUACCUGUGUGGAGUGGCCCCUGACUCAGCCUGCCUGAUCCCUGGCCCAAGGCCUAGACCACUCAUUCUGUGAUUAGAAGCCAUAUUAAUGAAAGAGUCUUCUAGCACUGUUCUUCAAGGCUUGGAGGCCCUCUUCCCCCAGCCCCACACUUCUCAGGGCUGCCUUCUCUGGCUGCGCUUUCAUCAUUGGACUCUG